Molecule: messenger RNA, 789 nt
Organism: Mya arenaria
Lineage: Eukaryota; Metazoa; Mollusca; Bivalvia; Myida; Myidae
Product: GTP-binding protein Di-Ras1-like
Exons: 2
Coding region: 1-789 (262 amino acids)
Molecular function (GO): GTP binding; GTPase activity
Source: RefSeq, a predicted model, not a curated record
AUGGUAUAUAUACACCGUAUCAUACCCACUCCACAGAAAUCAUUAGAACACAAGAUUAGGAACAACUUGGACUUUAUUCUCGUACAGAUAAAACUGUGUAAAAUGCAUCUAUUUACAGGGAGCGGAACUCACCGUCAUGUUGAACAACACGUGAAGCUGGUUGUGCUUGGAGCCUCUCAGGUUGGCAAGAGCGCUGUUGUCCAGCAGGCGCUCUCACGCAACUUCCCGUCUGAGUACCGAGAAACCAUAGAGGAGCAGCUCUUCUACCAAGGUGAUGGCUUUUUGCUGGAGAUAACAGAUACAUCAGGGUCGUAUAACUUUCCUGAAAUGAUGAGACUCUCAAUUGGCGAAGGCGAUGUGUUUCUGUUAGUUUUUUCUGUGACGGACUGGCCCUCAUUUGAUAGAAUAACACGUCUUCGACAGCAAAUCAUAGAACUGAGAGGACCGGAUGUUCCAAUGAUAGUGAUUGGAAACAAGACGGACCUCAUAGAACAGAGAGAAAUCGCACCGGAAGUUGUAGACUCAAUUGUGACAAUAGACUGGGAGGCCAAGUACCAUGAAACAUCUGCUAAGAGUUUUGACCAAGUGGCGGAGGUAUUCAGAGACGUUUUCAAGUGUUUUCCCGCCCUGUAUGGAGAAAGGCUGGACAUAGACGGGAGUAACUUAAGGCUAAGGCGUUCUGCUUCUAGAGAAACCUCAAACAAUGACACAAUUAAACCAAGCAAGUCAAAACUUCGACGAUCUCUCGGUGCCUUAUUUAAGAAAUUGCAAACAGUUGUAGAACGGUGA